CAUCUUUAAACCUUAGGACAUGCGCAUUAUAAUGCUUCAAAAUGCAGACAGAUUUAGUUCAGUUAGCCAUCUUUUCAAAAUAAAGUAUUUUUGAAUGGAAAAAAUUAUUAUUUGCCAAAACAUCAACAACGCUUGGCUCACCACAUGGCUUACUCUGAAAAGCGUGUUCAAGUAAAGAUUGAAGUUGGGCAUCAGGCGGUAUGUCGAGUAAAUCUAACACCAACAGGUCAUACCCAUGACUGGAGUAUUUUUGUGCGUGGUGCUGAGGGGGCAGAAAUACACUAUUUUAUUGAAAAGGUGGUAUUUCAUCUUCAUGAGAGUUUCCCAAAGCCUAAACGAGUUAUCAAGGAGCCACCCUACAGAGUAUCCGAGUCAGGUUAUGGCAGUUUUACUUUGAAAGUAGAAAUAUAUUUCCGCAAUAAGGAGGACCCUCGAAAAGUUCGUUUUGACUACGACUUGACGUUACAAAUUGUCGGUAUGCCGCCCUUGAACAUCACCAAAGUUGAGGCGUUGACUUUUUUAAACCCUUCAGAAGAUUUCGAGAAAAAACUGUUAAAGGGAGGAGCGGUCGUGCUCUCCUCCUCUGGAACAAGUCCGUCCAGCAACGGUGUGAAGGCUGAUCCAAACCGCACUACAUCGCCUGCUUCCUCACAUGGUUCGUCACCGAGCACUGCUAAGAAACAACAACUGCAUUCAUCGUCGAAACCCAAGCCUAAAGAUUUCGCUCAAAGUGCGAAGCGCUCUAAUAGUGUCAGCGAUGAGACCUUUCCUAAGGCGAAGAAAAAGAAGAUCGAGAAACACGAUAUUUCAAAUCCUUCGUUAAAAGAGAUUCCUAUCCUGAAUCCUGCUACUGAAGCUGUGGAUAGCAUAAAAAUGCCCAAAAGCAGUGUUAAGAAGAUAAAAGAACGCCGGAAAUCAACCGAGCCGGUUAAUGGAGUUAGUGGUAGUCCUAAAUAUAUAAACAAAGAGGGUACACUGAAAGGUAAAGAAAUGAAGACAAAGAAAGAGAAGGAAAAGGAGAAGGAGAAGAAGAGCGAGAAGAAGGUCUCGCCUGAUAAAGAAGGUAUGCCUAAAAUACAGAAGUUCAUAUUCAAACGCACCGCUGAUGACGCGUGGUCUACAACGAGUAAUGUUGAAACCAAUGGUUCACCCACACAAAACACCGCUGCUUUGCCUCCUUCGGCUGGAACGGGUGCUGUUUUGAAUAAUGUGGUCACCACCACAGGAAAACAGAACAUGAGGGUGGACGCUUUGUUGGCCGAGUUUGCCGAAGAAGGGAGUACGUCUGACGACGAGAUGCAUAUUGUUGUGCCGAACGAAGAAGUCAAGCAAAACAAACAAACACCAGAGCAAUUUAACUAUUCCACUUCAUCCAAUUCAUCAUCUAACAGUGGUACCACCACCACUGCUACCACGACUACCAAACCUAGAAAAUCUAAAGUACAUAACCAAAUUAUAACCAAUGGGAAGUUGAACACAAGUAAAAAGGACGCACUGAAAAAGUCGCGUACAUCAACUGAGAUUGCAAAGCCUGUACAAAACGGGAAGGCGUUAAACAUGUCUUCUCAAGAACUUGCUGAAAUGUAUAAAAAGAUCAACAACAUUGAAAACACAGACGCGUUGCAACAACUUGUCGAUAUUGUUGAAAAUACCGGUGCUUUUGAAAUCAGCUCGACGACGUUCGAAUUUGAUCUGUGCGUACUUGAUACGACGACUUUAAAUGCAAUUAAACACGUGCUGGAUAACACGUGAAAAUAAAAGGCGUUGAUUUCUUGGACGAAUUAAAGAAUCUCUUAAACAACUUCGGUGAACGUUAUUGCGUAAAUUUCCGUCGCGGUCGGUAUCAAAAAGCAUUUAACGUGAUCCGUUUGUAUGAUGUUGACUGUUUACUCGUCAUAACCAUACCAGUAUAUUUUACGUCGGAUGAAAGUACGUCACAUUCAUUUCAAUUUUACAAAGAAUUAUUUAUAAAUAUGUCAAUUUGACGAACAUUUCGAAUACCAUUCUUUUUGUGUAUAUAUAUAUAUAUAUAAAUUAUUUUGAGAAAAUUUUAAAUCUACAGUAAGACAUGUACCACUUUGUGAGCCACGCGAAAGUCUAUAAAAAGUUCAACAAGGCUUGGGUAGUUACUGAAUUGACGUAAAAGUGGAAUGAAUCGGUGAUACUGUGACAGAUGUUAAGAUGGGUUUUUAUGAAUAAAAAAAGGCGAAUGCUAGCUUCCAUGUCUUCCGGAUCUUGAAUACCUUGGAGUCAGAUAAGGCUAAAACAGCGCUCUGAAUGUAUAAAAUGGUCUACCAUGCAGUUUUGUGUAUUUUCUCCAAUAAUGUAGAUAAGUUUUUUUCCCAAAAAUUUUUCAGUGAGGUAUAUUUAUUUUUUAAUUUAAAGGGACAUAAUGUUUUGUUUCAGUUGUGUUAACAAUAAACUGACAUGGUAUAACAACAGUUCAAUUUGGUAUGGUUAACAAAUGGGCACAACGUAUUUGAAGAUGGCACAACACAUUUAGAGUUGGGUACAACAUAUUUCCAGAUAGGCAGAACCUCCGCGGAUGGCACAACAUAUUUGCAGAUAGGCACAACUUUUGUAAACUGAUAGACAUGUUGCAAGAUCAUCUUUUAGGAAAACUGAUUAUCUUUUUUAAAGGUCAUAAAUUCAGACGUCUUUUGCAAUGUCUAUUUCAAUUUACUGACCAAUCUUCAAUAAUAAAAAAAACGACAUGGUGAAUAUUUCUGGUAAUGUUUUUUGCGUCUACAUUUAUAACAUUUUUCGUUUAUAUUUUACUUAAAAUUAGUAUUUGUGUUAAGAAACCAAACUUAAUUGUAUAAAUAUGUAUAAAUAGAUUUAUUUUUAGGAGUAAAUAUGCUAUAGGGCUGCUAUUCUUAAAUGAUGAUUAUUUACUUUUUUAUUUACGUGAGAUGUUAUUGGCUACUCCGGCUCUAGUCCAGCUCCUUAUAUGUUUCGACAUGGGAUCGAGGUUGUAGCUUUAUCGUUAUAAAAGCAAUUUAUUUUGAGAAACUCUAAAUGUAUGUGUGCAUAACAUUGAUAGCAUCAAUUGUUUGA
Hydractinia symbiolongicarpus is the source of this 3057-nucleotide messenger RNA. RefSeq names its product protein AF-9-like. Bases 145 to 1752 code for a protein of 535 amino acids. The transcript has 5 exons. Gene Ontology annotation, cellular component: super elongation complex. Gene Ontology annotation, biological process: regulation of DNA-templated transcription. The record is from RefSeq and is a predicted model, not a curated record. Lineage: Eukaryota; Metazoa; Cnidaria; Hydrozoa; Anthoathecata; Hydractiniidae.